This is a messenger RNA of Tilletiaria anomala UBC 951, 2506 nucleotides long. RefSeq names its product putative mitochondrial precursor protein import receptor tom70. NCBI's taxonomy places the organism in Eukaryota, Fungi, Basidiomycota, Exobasidiomycetes, Georgefischeriales, Tilletiariaceae. Gene Ontology annotation, molecular function: protein binding. The record is from RefSeq and is a predicted model, not a curated record. The transcript has 4 exons. Bases 211 to 2106 code for a protein of 631 amino acids.
UGGAAAGGGAAAGAUCAAAGAAGAUGACGCUGUGUGCUGGACGCAGCUGGGGAAGAAUGGGGGGAAGCUCAUGUCUCGAUUCGAACACACAGCAUCGCUUUUAUGCCACUGUCCAUCACGGCGCCAUUUCUUUCUCACUUGCAGGUGACCAUACAGCAGCCAGCUGGGGUACUCGACGGAGAAUUAUUCUUUAGCCUGUCAAAUCACACGAUGGCGCCCGCAGUAUCACCUGCACAUCAGCAGGCCGAGCGAGCGGCCGACGUUGCUCAGUCUGCCGGGGCGAGGUUCACACGCUGGCUCGAGGACAAUCGAUAUGUGCUCAUGGGUGCCGCUGCUGGUGUCGGCGCCGCCGGGUUGGCAUACUACUUGAUCAGCGGACCGUCCUCACCACCAGGUGGCCGGGGAGGCGACGCCAGCAGCAGCUCUGCCAGUGUUGGCCCAGGGGGAGAGAAGGGCGGCAGCUCCAAGAAGAAGAACAAAAAGAAAAAAGCCAGCAACAAGAAGGAUGGGGAGAGGGAGCUGCCGGGAGACGGCCCACUGCUGGAAGAAGCGAGCGAUGCGCAGAUCAUAGCCCUUUCCGCUGAGGAGAUUGCUCGUUUGCCCGGGCAGCGUCGCAAGGACAUUGCACAGGCGCUCAAGACAGCCGGCAACAAGGCGUACAGCGAGCGCGAGUAUGAGAAGGCGAUCCAGCUAUACACAAAGGCCAUCGCUGCAGAUCCGCUCGCGGUAUUCUACAGCAACCGGGCGGCGUGCUACAACAAUCUCGGAAGGUAUCUCGAAGUGAUCGACGACUGCAAUGAGGCGCUCAAGCAACAGAAGGAUUACGUCAAGGCUCUCAACAGGCGGGCCACCGCUCGUGAGAAACUCGGAGGGGAUGGCGGGAGUGGGGGCGAAUCAGAUGAAAAGAUGCAGUCUCUCAUCCGCAGCGCAGAAGACUUUACCGCUGUUGCAAUUCUAAGCAGAUUUAAAGAUGCCGCAGCGACCCAAGCGGUCGAGCGUGUGCUCAACACCUUUGCACGCGCUAGGGCUGGUCAUACGCUACGAACGCGAGAGCCGCGACUACCAUCUCCGACGUUCGUCAUCGCCUACCUAGAUGCGUUCCGCAAAAAACCCGUGCCGGCUCUUCCAGCAGAGCCGUCGCAGGGUGACAAGACGCUCAAGCUGGCGUACGAGGCGCUUGCAGCCAAUAAUUUCCCACAUGCUUUCUCGCUCAUCAGCGAGUCCCUCGACCAAGGUCUCAGCACGGACGACUUGAAGGCCAAUGCGCUGAACAUGCGCGCAACAUUCCAGUUUGUCAUCGGCAACGCCCCGAGUGCCCUUGAAGAUCUCGAUGAGAGCACGCGACUUGUCCCCUCGUAUGUCCAGAGCUGGGUGAAGAAGGCGAGCGUGCACAUGGAGCUUGGUCAGCGCGAGGAAGCAUUCAACGACUUCGAGCGAGCGAUUCAGGCAGACCCUUCGGAUCCGGAUAUCUACUACCACCGCGGCCAAGUCCACUUCAUUCUGCAGCAGUUCGAUGAGGCGCUCAAGGACUAUAGCAAGUCGACCGAGUUGGACGACUCAUUCAUCUUCAGUCAGGUGCAGUAUGCCGUCGCGCAGUACAAGCUUAACAAGCUGCCGCAGUCCAAGCGAUCCUUUGAGCGCAUCCUGGCCAAGUUCAGCAACAGCUCCGAGGCGUACAAUUACUGCGGCGAGCUUCAACUCGACCAGCAAGAGUUCGAAUCAGCGCUCGAAAACUUCAAUCGGGCCAUCGCGCUCGAAGCGGCCAAGGCGAACAGCAGCAAUGUCCUUCCAAUGAUCAACAAGGCUCUCUUGCUGUUCCAGUGGAAGACCGACUUGGCAGGAGCCGAGGAGCUUUGUCGGAAAGCGCUCGAAAUCGACCCGGAUUGCGAUGUCGCGGUCGCCACACUCGCCCAGCUGUGCCUCCAGCAGGGCCGCAUUCCCGAAUCCAUCGAGUUCUUUGCCCGGAGCGCACAGAUCGCGCGCACAGAGCCUGAACUCAUCAACGCCAUCACAUACGAGCAGGCUUCGCGAGCCCAAGCUUCCUUCAUCGAAAAAUUCCCAGAACAAGGCGCCGACCUCGCUGCUCUGGCUGGGGCUAUGCCGUAGGCAACUGUUACAUGGUGUAACACCCAUGACUUGGGGCCGGCAAAUCCUGAUCUCGUACAUACGCGCCUGUACUGCUUCUAUGUUCAAGGCCCCCACACACAAGGUACCGCUUGCCAAUCGCACACAUUACUUUCUCCCAAGGUAAUGCUUCAUUGCUGGGGUCGUGAUCGUGAGGAUGUCGUGAUAGAAAUACAAGUGAUCCGCGCUGCUCUGGGGGGGCGCAAAGCGGAAUGCAUGGAUGACUGGACUGUGGAGAUGAUGAGAUAUGAAAGCAUGAUUGAGGUAAGAGAGAGACGAGCUGCGAAAUAAUUAUAUCUAGCUGCGUCGGGCGUGGUAAGAUGCAGGGAUGAAAUGCGAUGAUAAUGUUGAUGACGAUGUUGUAAAGUAUAGUUUAGCGGAG